UAUGUACACAACAAUCAGAGCAGAUUGGUCGACCAUAGUACAGCCUCAGCUGAGGUGCACCAUGCUACCAUCACAGUGCCAUCACAUAUGAAGACGGCAUCAGCGCCAUUGAUAUCGUCAUGGGUGCUGAGCAGUGAGUUCAAUGCCAAUCGCAAGCCUGCCAACUGGCUCUACGGUGUUCCGAGCAACAUCACGACGAUGACGCUGGUGCAUUUCAAUUGGCCUCUUGGGCCAAACGUGCUGCCCUCGUCACUGACCUCAAUUACCUUUGACAAAGGCUUCAACCAGCCAUUGCCGCGCUUCUCUAUCCCACCAAACGUCACAUCACUUUCUUUGGGAGAUGAUUUCAAUCAGAUGAUGCUCGUCAAAGGCCUGCCAACCAAGUUGACCUCGCUCACAUUCGGCAAUGCAUUCAAUCAAGAAUUGCGAAUCGGCAAGCUCACUGCCGUCACAACGUUGGUGCUUGGCCACGAUUUCAACCAACGUCUGCCGAGCGGCUCACUGCCUCGGUCCAUCACAGAACUCUACCUGGGCGAUGAGUUCAAUCAAUCGUUGGAGAUUGGAUCAAUCGAUUCCUCAGUCAACAGUGUUGGUUCAGUUUGGAGAACG
Molecule: messenger RNA, 609 nt
Organism: Acytostelium subglobosum LB1
Lineage: Eukaryota; Evosea; Eumycetozoa; Acytosteliales; Acytosteliaceae
Exons: 2
Source: RefSeq, a predicted model, not a curated record